AUGGACUACAGGCCUAUCGCACUGUUACAGACUGGAUACACGGUAUUCUCAAAGUUCUUCGCCAAGCGCAUUCAACGAUUCUUGGGGACUUUGAUUGGGGACUCGCAACAGGGAUGUGUCCACGGGCGGCAGAUGCACAAGACUGUCAUGAUGAUGAUGGGGGUGCUUCAUUCAGCCUCGGCCCAGCCCGCAGUGCCUGUCGAGAACAGUGCGGCGAUCCUGAUACUCAAAUUUCGUAAAUCCUACGAUACGGUGGACCGUGAUUUCCUCUUCUUGGCAUUAUCGCGGUUGAAUUUUCGCCGGUCUUUGUUGCGAUGA
This is a messenger RNA of Peronospora matthiolae, 318 nucleotides long. The record is from the annotation of a GenBank genome assembly. NCBI's taxonomy places the organism in Eukaryota, Oomycota, Peronosporomycetes, Peronosporales, Peronosporaceae.